AUGCUGAGGGUAUUUCUCUUACUGGCAGCUUUCAGUGCUGUGUUUGGAGACACCGUUGAUCUUGGAUGUGACCCUGGUUGGUAUCCCUCUGGCGGGUACUGCUACCUCUUCAACACAAACAAGCGCGUGACACACCAGGAGGCAGCGGACGAAUGUAACGACUACCUUGCUACACUAGUUAGGGUAGAAUCUGCUUACGAAAAGGCGUUCCUUGGGGAUACUCUUCCACAAUUUACGUCAGAUGGGUUCUGGACUGAUAUGACCGACCUUCGGUUUGAUGGUACAGCAACAGGCACUGGAGUAUGGGAAUGGGGAGGAUAUGAGAAAGUGAAUAUGUCCACUAUAUCCUGGGAACAUUAUCCUACCAGCAAUUCAAAAGAUUCGUGUGGAGCAAUCAAUAUUCAAGGCUUUUUUCAGAACUGGAAAUGUGAUCAGCGCCUUGGGUAUAUAUGCGAGCUGGACGUUGGUCGUUACACUGGCUGUCCCUUCGGGUGGAUGUUUGGAACAGACACGUGUUACUACUUUAGCAACACCAGUGAUCCAAGUCAGCUAUUGACUUGGACCGAUGCCAAGGCCAUGUGUGCCUCGAAGGUUUCUGGCAAUGCUACGGGCAAACUCGUGACUCUUGAUAGAACAACUGAUGCCGCGUACAUCGUUAACGAGAUGCCAGAGAUAGCCAACUCCACCAUGAUGUACUGGACAGGUCUAGUUAAAAAAGCGACAUCCUGGGCGUGGGACAGCGGAGAUCCGUUCAGCAAUGGAUUUUUUACCUGGGCCAAAGAACCUGACCAUAUCAAUAAUGACGAACACUGUGCCGUCCUGAAAACAGAUGGAAAAUUUAGCGACCAGAACUGCAACAAACUGAUGAACUUCGCUUGUCGUUUGGGCACCACUACACAGAACACAGACUACUACAUGGGGUGUAAUGGAUGGACACGUGCCGGUCACAAGUGCUAUAUGAUUUAUGAUGGACCUAAAAGCACCUGGGCUGAUGCAAACAAGAUAUGUACAACUCUCAAAGGAAGGUUAUUGAAAGUUGAAUCUCUAGACGAAAGGGACUGGGUUGAAUGGCAGUUGACAGAUGAGUCUCAUCCAAACGUCUACUGGUCCGGUCUCAAUGACCAAGCCACCGAAGGCACCUACCGCUGGGCUGAUGGCACCUUAGCCAAUAGUUCGCUUAUUCGCUGGAACCAGGAGCCAAACUCGUGGUUUGGAGACGAAGAUUGUGCAGGCAUUCGUCAAGAUGGCAACUAUAAUGACAGAGAUUGUUUCCUGCAGGCACCCGCCAUUUGUGAAUAUAAUGAUAAUCAAUGUCCACAAGGAUGGAUAGCCUGGACAUCAACCACCACUGUGUGUUAUUAUAUUACUGCCGCAAACCAAACGUUCACGUGGGACGAGGCCAAUACUUUUUGUAAAAACUUGGCCCAGCCGAAUAAGAUGGAGCCGACACUACUAGCUGUAAAUAGCCAAGCAGAAAUGACCUUCAUCAACAACGCUUUGGCAAAUCAACCCCUAAAUCCUAAGUCGUGGUGGACGGGUUUAAACGACAUCAAAUACGAGGGAAUCUGGAGCUAUCCAACUCCAUCAAACAAUCCAGCAAAUAUGGCUGUCGUGCCAUGGAAUUCUGAGCCCAACGACAAACUCGGGAAUAAAGACUGCGUAAUGUUGGCUUGGGCUGGACGUUACAUAGACAUCAAAUGCAAAGCCAAAAUAGGAUUUAUCUGUGAAAAAUUGCCCAUUGGCAUGAAUCCAAACAAAGCAAGCACAAGAUCUCUAUCCUAUUCUGUGAUAGCACUAGCGGUGUCCGUAAUAUUUAUUCUUCAAUGA
This is a messenger RNA of Ylistrum balloti, 1827 nucleotides long. Its product is annotated as C-type mannose receptor 2-like. The record is from RefSeq and is a predicted model, not a curated record. Lineage: Eukaryota; Metazoa; Mollusca; Bivalvia; Pectinida; Pectinidae. The coding region runs from base 1 to 1827 and encodes 608 amino acids. Gene Ontology annotation, molecular function: signaling receptor activity. The transcript has 14 exons.